Molecule: messenger RNA, 1594 nt
Organism: Nematolebias whitei (Rio pearlfish)
Lineage: Eukaryota; Metazoa; Chordata; Actinopteri; Cyprinodontiformes; Rivulidae
Gene: syap1
Product: synapse associated protein 1
Exons: 9
Coding region: 119-1213 (364 amino acids)
Cellular component (GO): synapse; cytoplasm
Source: RefSeq, a predicted model, not a curated record
GUAGAAGAAGUCCUGUUGGUUCAUUUCCUGGUUACGCAAAAUAAAUCCCCAGCUGUUUAGUUUGGUGUUUUUCUGUUGUCAGCCCCUCUCUGGAGAGUUUAUCGUUUUGUCUGCCAGCAUGUUUAAAGGCUUGGGGACGUGGCUGGGUUUGGAGAAGCCGUCGGAUGAGAAGGAAAGCCUGAAUGUGGAGCAGGAAGAGAAGGUGGUGGAAGCCCAAAAUGAGGUAAACAAACAGCAACCAGCUGACCAAGAUCAUCAUGGAGAAGCAGAGACGAAGCAGGAAACUCCGGAGCAGAGACCAGGUUUCGGUGAUUACAUCUUCAGUUUCGCCUCCAACGCCACCAAGAAGCUGUCUGAGUCUGUGGUAGGGACCGCUCAGACCAUUAAGAAGACGGUGGAAGAGGGGAAGAUCGACGGCAUCAUAGACAAGACUAUUUUAGGAGACUUCCAGAAGGAGCAAGAGAAGUUUGUUCAAGAGAAGAAGGCCAAAAAGUCAGAAGCAGCGGUGCCUCCCUGGGUGGGCUACAACGAGGAGGAGACAAUCCAGCAGCAGAUCCUGGCUCUGUCCGCUGACAAGAGGAACUUCCUGCGGGACCCCCCAGCUGGUGUUCAGUUCCACUUUGACAUAGAGCAGAUGUACCCUCUGGCUGCAGUCAUGCUAGAGGAAGACCAACUCCUCAAUCGCAUGCGCUUUGACCUGGUCCCUAAACAAGUGAAGGAGGAUGUGUUCUGGAGGAACUACUUCUACCGGGUGUCUCUGAUCAAACAGUCGGCCCAGCUCACAGCGCUGGCAGCUCAGCAUCAGCAGAAGGACGUCGUGGACAGCGGGGCCGGAGUCUCACCUGAUGACAUCGUCUUAAAAGACGUCAGACCAAAAACACCACCAGUUUCCAUCAGCAGCUUGAAAAAGCCGCCUCAUGAGGAAGAAGAGGAAAUCUCAACGAGCCCCGGGGUUUCUGAGUUUGUAAGUGAUGCUUUCGACGCCACAGCCAUCAACCAGGAGGACCUGAGGAAAGAGAUGGAGCAGCUGGUGCUGGACAAGAAGGACAGCACCCCUUCCCCUGAUGUCCACUUCCCAGACGAGCCAGCAGACUGGGAAAAGGAGCUGCAGCAGCAGCUUCAGGAGUACGAGGUCGUGACGGAGGCGGACAACAAGGACGACCAGUGGGAUCAGGAGAUCGAGAAGAUGCUCCAGGCUGAUGAUGACAGCUAGAAAACAAUCGUUUGUUGCCUUCACAAGUAAUGCCGUGGUCUCUAAUGGAGAACCAGUGAAAAAGUUGGGAGAAAACCAUCCAAAUCCUUCCUGAUGAAGUCGUAGAUCCAAUCAUAGUGCGAGCGCAGCUGCUGGAGGCGGCAGUUACAUGCAAGAAAAUUAGUGAAGUACUACCUUUUUAAAUCCGUUUCAUCUACUUAUUCUUCUCCAACUUCUGUCUUCUGAUGAGUCGAACCUCUGGAGGGCGCUCCAGUUUUAUAAAGGAGGGGAUUUGGUCUGUUCGAAGUUCAUCUUUGCUUCCACAUGGUUGGUUGUACAGUCACGUACUGAUAUCAGUACAGUCAACUCUUAACGUAUGUAAAUAAAGAGGGUGAUACUGGA